AAAAAUUGUAAUGCAACUUUGGAAUCCUGCUCUGCGAGGCUCGGUGACGUCACACAGGAAGUCUUCGUGCCAGUCCGUCAGUCAGUCAGUCAUCUGACCUAGCAAGAAGAGCAGAUCGAUCUUUGGCCAGAGGUCAGAUCUGAUCAGAUGGCGUAUCCAAAGUCCCACAAUCCGUUUGCGGACGACGACGAAGACGGCUUCGGGCCUACCAACAGGGCCUCGGACGGUGACCACGGCGGCGACAGCCAACUGAGCGAUGCCGAGAGGAGACAGCGCUACCUCCAGCAGGAAGUGAUGCGCACAGCUCAGUCCGCCGUGGACAGCAGCUACCGUUCAAUCGGCCUCAUCUACGAAUCGGAGAAGAUGGGCGUGGAAACGGCGGAGGAGCUGAUGCGUCAGGGGGAAGUCCUACAAAGGACAGAGAAAAUGUUGGACCAUAUGGAUGAGGACAUGAAGAGCAGUCAGAAGCACAUCAAUAGCAUCAAGAGUGUUUGGGGCGGCUUGGUCAGUUACUUCAAGGGCAAACCUGAACAGCCCAAACCUGCGCCAGAGGAGCCCAAGGCCUACGAGGCCAACGACAGGUUACAGAAUGCCUUGGCCACUAGCAAAGGGCAAGAAGACAAAUACCAAGCCAGUCAUCCCAACCUGAGAAAGCUGCAGACAGGAGGGUUUGGAGCCACGGCAUCGGUGGAUGGCGGCAGCUCCUCCUCACAAAAUGCACCCCCUCAGAACAGACACCUUCGACAAGCUCACCAGACCUUGGACAACAAUUUAGAUGAAAUGGCAAACGGCUUGAGCCGCCUCAAGAACCUCGGCUUGGGUCUGCAAUCCGAGAUUGACGGCCAGGAAGACUCCAUCGAUUCUCUGCUCAACAAAGUGGACAAGAUGGACAGCAAGAUCAACAGCACAAACCAGCAGAUUAAAAGGCUGAAAUAAAACAAACUCUUUGGACUUCAGACCUCACUGACAUCUUACAAGUCAUCACUUGAUUUGCCAUCCUGUCCCAAUGAAGAAUAAACUCGCACGUUCUUUUUUGCA
This is a messenger RNA of Syngnathus typhle (broad-nosed pipefish), 1038 nucleotides long. It is a transcript of the gene snap29, whose product is annotated as synaptosome associated protein 29. Gene Ontology annotation, cellular component: SNARE complex; plasma membrane. Gene Ontology annotation, biological process: exocytosis; synaptic vesicle fusion to presynaptic active zone membrane; synaptic vesicle priming. NCBI's taxonomy places the organism in Eukaryota, Metazoa, Chordata, Actinopteri, Syngnathiformes, Syngnathidae. The transcript is spliced from 6 exons. Bases 148 to 936 code for a protein of 262 amino acids. Gene Ontology annotation, molecular function: syntaxin binding; SNAP receptor activity. The record is from RefSeq and is a predicted model, not a curated record.